Drosophila pseudoobscura is the source of this 395-nucleotide messenger RNA. RefSeq lists its product as uncharacterized. The record is from RefSeq and is a predicted model, not a curated record. Bases 75 to 395 code for a protein of 106 amino acids. The transcript has 3 exons. Lineage: Eukaryota; Metazoa; Arthropoda; Insecta; Diptera; Drosophilidae.
UCACGUCACGUCAUUGAAAAAAGUAAUUCAUAUUUUAAAACAAAAACCAAAUUAAAAUACGUAAAGAAAGCAAAAUGGUUGGUAGUCGACAUUUGCGAAGAUUAGUUAAGAAAGAAAGGGAUGAGAUAGCUAGAAAAUUUGAACUUAUUGAACGCCAAGGAGUAGAAAAGGAAAUUCAGAGAGAAGUAGCAGAGCAACCUGUGCCAGAAGAACAGCCAAUAUCGCAUUCGGCAGAGCAACGUAUGAUGGCUGCAUUUUCUAGAUUAGAAAAAAAACUUGAUGUGCUAUCACAAACAUUGGCGGAGGCGGUGGCUCUGCUCAAACUUCAGAUUAAAAAAGAGCCAGAUCUAUCACCCAAUGCCAUGGAGUUGGAGCAUUUCACUCAAAAAUUUUAA